AUGAAUAAAAGCGCAACACCAGUGCCUUGGUUGUACGACAUAGAUUAUGAAGAUGCUAAUUGGGUGAUUACCAGUUCGUUUAUGAUAUUUACAAUGCAAACAGGUUUCGGUAUGCUCGAAUCUGGAUGCGUUUCGAUUAAGAACGAAGUGAAUAUCAUGAUGAAAAAUGUCGUAGACAUCGUCCUAGGAGGUUUGACGUACUGGAUGUUCGGCUACGCCUUGUCCUUCGGCCAAAGCGACCUCAACAACGGUUUCAUCGCCCUCGGAGACUUCUUCAUCGAUCCCUCGCUGUCGGACCCCAAAAAGGGCGCCAAGUACACCGCCUUCAUAUUCCAGCUGUCGUUCGCCACCACCGCCACCACCAUCGUCAGCGGCGCCAUGGCAGAAAAGUGCAAUUUCAAAGCCUAUUGCAUAUUCAGCUUCCUCAACACGGCCAUCUACUGCAUACCAGCCGGCUGGGUUUGGGGCGAGCACGGCUUCUUGAAUAAACUGGGCGCCGUCGAUAUUGCGGGCUCCGGAGCCGUCCAUCUUAUUGGAGGUAGCGCUGCAUUCGCCAGCGCUGUAAUGCUGGGGCCUCGCUUGGGGCGCUACGACAACGGGAUAGGCCCCUUACCAUUGGGGAAUCCCGUUAACGCGGUGAUGGGAUUGUUCGUGUUGUGGUGGGGCUGGUUGGCGUUCAAUUCAGGAAGCACCUACGGGUUGAGCGGUGCUAAAUGGGAAUACGCUGCAAGAGCAGCCGUAAUGACAAUGAUAUCGACGUUCGGAGGUGGUACCGUCAGCAUAUUGUUUACUAUGAUAAAAUUGAAAGGGAAAAUCGACACUAUCGAUAUCAUAAAUGGAAUUUUGGGCUCGUUGGUCUCGAUAACGGCUGGAUGUUUUUUGUUUUGCGGUUGGGAGGCACUUCUCGUUGGGAUAAUCGGAGCUCUGUUGGUUUGUUGUUCGAUGCCUCUAUUCGACAUGGCUGGUAUAGAUGACCCCGUAGGAGCGAGCUCUGUCCACGGCAUAGGAGGUAUAUGGGGAGUAAUUGCUGUUGGGAUAUUCGCUGACAACCCUUACCCCCUGGACACCACCAGUGGCCGAACGGGGCUGAUAAAAGGAGGAGGCUGGUACUUGCUCGGCGUCCAAACUCUAACAGCCGUCUGCUUGCUAAUCUGGGGCCUGCUCACCACGUUCCUGCUGCUGUGGUUCAUCAACCUCUUCGUUACCAUCAGAAUGGACCUCCACAUGGAGCUCAUGGGAGCCGACAUCACCGAGCAUUUGGUCAAACACGGGAAUGUAAAUAUUGUGGGCGUUUCGAGAGCGGUGUCCGCCUUUCGGCCGGUGUUCGAUACGAACGACAUCGACGAGUUGAACACGGCCGGCAUGAAUCCGGAGCACCACAAGCAUCUGGACAGAGUGAAGAAUUUGGCCAGCAAGAAGCGCUACAGACUGUCGAAGAUCCUUCGGGACAUCACGGCUAACAGGAAAUUCGGCAUCAACGUGGCCAAGCGGUUGAUACCGAAGAAGAGGGGUAGGGACAAGCAAAUUGGCCGGCAGAUUGCGGCCACCAUGACGGCCACCGUCGCCCACGCUGAUCAGGGAUCCAAGGCUCAUUUGGCUUGGAUCACAUAA
Messenger RNA from Phyllotreta striolata, 1611 nucleotides. NCBI's taxonomy places the organism in Eukaryota, Metazoa, Arthropoda, Insecta, Coleoptera, Chrysomelidae. The record is from the annotation of a GenBank genome assembly.